UGCAUGCAGCUGCAUGCAGCCAUUGUGUUCGUGUGCGAGCAGGCAGCUCACAUACGCUUCGCAUAACUUGAAUCACGUGCCAGCAAUUGUUAGUUGCUGUGAAAAUUGUUUAUUUACUACAUCCGAGAAGAAUGGUUAGGUGGAGUGCGUUGUGUUGGAAAUUGCACCGUAACCUGCCAAGCCGCAUUGUGGACGCAGUCAUAAGAAAUCUUCAUUAUGAACAGGGCCAGGCUACGAAAGAGUAUACGAGGGAGUACUUCUAUUUUAUUGAUCAUCAAGGAAUGCUCUUUCUAGACGAUUCCAGAAUGAAGAAUUUCACGUCAUGCUUCAAAGAAAAAAAAUUCCUGGAGUUCUUCUUUCGCCGGCUGCGGUAUAAUGACACUGGGAAGUAUGAAGCAGAGUUUCCAUUCAUCUCGCCUUGUGGACGGGAGAUGAAUUUUGUCCGCUGUGAUGACCUGCCCUUCGUCUUCACGCACAUAGUACAAUUGCCCGAAGAAAGUAAAGAGCCAGGUUCAAAAGGUUUCCUCCUACACAAUCACGCAGGCAAUCUGCUAAAGGUUGAGUUUACACCACAGCACCUCUGCAUGCCUGCUGGCACAGGCAGGGUCUAUCACCCAGCACCUGAAAGGGCAGGUGGAGUUGGGCUGAUACGUUCACUUCUGGCUAUUGAGCUUAGCAAACAUUUUACCUUUGUCAAUGACAGUGAAAAGUCUCCACCUACUCACUUUGACUGGGAUGGUACUCGCUACGAGCUAUCAAAUAGUCUUCUGCCUGUCAUAAGCAAGGUGUCAAGUUGGAAUGGCACAGAUUGAUGAAAGAGUGUGACAACAAAUACAGCUUAAGAGACAGUAACAAAACAGGAUCAGUAGCAGUGCAUGAUUGUUACAUGAAGACAACUUCCAUGUCAACAACUUGUGCCACUGAAUUUCUGCACUGGGUCUUGCUGUGAAUAAUAAAGUUUGAUUGUUUAGAAAA
Rhipicephalus sanguineus (brown dog tick) is the source of this 975-nucleotide messenger RNA. Its product is annotated as UPF0598 protein CG30010. The transcript has 3 exons. The record is from RefSeq and is a predicted model, not a curated record. The coding region runs from base 132 to 812 and encodes 226 amino acids. NCBI's taxonomy places the organism in Eukaryota, Metazoa, Arthropoda, Arachnida, Ixodida, Ixodidae.